AUGGUCGAUAGGGUCGGACUUCAUGGACGGACGGCAUUGUUCCUAGCAGGUACAAAUGGAAAUGGCAGUGUCCUCCGUACUCUCACUAGACAUGGAGCCGAUAUCAAUGUGAUGGACAGGGAAGGAUGGACGCCCCUUUAUGCCGUCGUACACAAUUCCGAGGAGGAAGGGAGAUAUCGUGUUGAAAAGAAACGGGGAUAUCACGUCCUUGCAAUGAGCUGA
Coccidioides immitis RS is the source of this 222-nucleotide messenger RNA. RefSeq lists its product as uncharacterized. Bases 1 to 222 code for a protein of 73 amino acids. Gene Ontology annotation, molecular function: protein binding. The transcript has a single exon. The record is from RefSeq and is a predicted model, not a curated record. Lineage: Eukaryota; Fungi; Ascomycota; Eurotiomycetes; Onygenales; Onygenaceae.